Messenger RNA from Manduca sexta (tobacco hornworm), 5846 nucleotides. RefSeq names its product autism susceptibility gene 2 protein (gene tay). The record is from RefSeq and is a predicted model, not a curated record. The transcript is spliced from 16 exons. NCBI's taxonomy places the organism in Eukaryota, Metazoa, Arthropoda, Insecta, Lepidoptera, Sphingidae. The coding region runs from base 417 to 4754 and encodes 1445 amino acids.
GUUCACCAUCGCGACCGCAACGCAGCGUUGGCGUCGUGCAACACCUUUCAUUGUAUUGACUAUUGACUGAUUCUGAAUACAGAGAAUAAUGUAUAAAGUUAAUUUGUCAUAUUAUUAUCUUAGUUCUUAUUAAAAUAUAUAGUAGUAUGUUUAGUUUAAGUGGAAUUAUGCCUCCGUUUACGUGAAUGUGAAAGAAGAACAGCCCGUGGAGUGCUACGCGGCCAUUUUACUUGCAAUGCGGCAACGGUGUACGAUCCGCCAUUGGAAACGGCCUGUGUCUUUUUCUCAGUGCAAGAUUUGUAUUUUGUCGAUUGUUGCGGUAUAGAAUCGACGGUUAAUCAUGUGUGGUAAAAGUGUAGUGCGGACUUUAGUGUAGUGAAGCACGGUGGUCGGGUGAUUCGAAUAAUGUGCGAACGAUGGAAAACGAAGUAAAGCAGCGCAAUCAGAGAAAUAGGCGAAGGGAGCGGGCACAGCGCAUGCAAGCACAGCGAGAGAGCAAAGUUAAGGAUGGGGACAGUGGCGAGGACGAGUCUCCGGCCCGAGAGAAGCCGCCUCGUCCUCCUGCCAGGAGGAAGAAGUCGCGGGAGCCGCUUGGAGAAGAAGAUAUCAUCGACGGUUUCGCCAUAAUGGCAUUUCGCACAUACGAGGAUCUAGAGGCUGCUGUGAAAUGCGCUGCCUCCCCUCGCACGAAUGCCCUGUCGACAAAGCCUCGGCUGCCCUUGGCGGCUUUGGCCACCGACACGGCUCGGAAUCACCCGCCCAACAAUGUCAACACCCAUGGUAUUACGCUUCUCCAAGACGCUGGCACAUCGGAUGACAGUGGACGGGCAUCAGAAAGACUCACGGGUAGUUCAGUUGCUCCUCGGGACCCUGACUCCUCCCGUGAUCGUCUUAGUGACGCCAGUAGCCGCUGUAGUUCCGGAAAAGGCUAUAUCUGUGAUAGUGAAGGCGACGACGACAAGGCGAGUCCUGAAAAUAGUAGAAAUGCCUCACCAAGAUACCACGAUGUUUCAAUGGAUGAUGCAUCAGAUGCUGGCUCUCUCUUCCGGGUGACUGGCGCGGCGGGUGGUGUAGGUGGCGGCGGCGCGGGCGGCGGAGGCGGCGGCGGUAAAAACGAGCUAGUGGCCCGGGGUGGCAGCGGCGGAGCUCUGGCCUUGUCUCGGGCACCCGUCGGCGGCAGCGCGAGUCCCGCGCCAGCACCUCUGCCGCAGCCCGCGCCGUCGCCAGCACCGGCCGCCUUACCUCCACCGGCGCUGCCCCCGCCACCCUUCCGCGCUGACACACCACACAGAUCGAAUGGCGCUCACAUUCCCACGUUGGACGGUCACGCUGCAACGCAGAUUCCAGCUCGACCAGUCGGAGCCGCCGGCCCCGACACACCGGAGCGCCCCGCCAGCAACAACAACAAACUACAGCCUUGCGCGCGCGCCUCUGCCGAGAGCCCCACGCCGGCGCCUCCCGCGCCGCCCGCACCGUCGCCGCUGUUCCCAUCUCACACGGCAUACCAGUCGCAGUCGCUGGCUGCGGCGGCGCUGCCCGACUACCGGCACACGAACCAUGAGACGCGGACCGAGCCGCCGGAGCCGCAGCCGCCGGCGCCGCUGGACCUGCACGCGCACCACGCGCCGCGCCCGCCGCACCUGCCGCCGGCCGCGACGCCGCCGCACCCUAGUCUCCCGAGCCGCGUUCCUCACUCACAACCCCACCCCGUGAUGCCGGGCCACGACGUCCGGAAUCAACAGGCCACUACCCCGACCCUACCCUCCGUUCCUACCUCCUUUCCAAACCGUAUCGGUGGCGUGCCACAGAAUGUCACACCGCUUUCUUCGACAUCGACAAACACAAACUGUCUUCCGAGUCAAACGUCUGCCGGGCGACCGGUCUCUCCAGCUGCACCUACUUCCCGACCGUACCCCGCCCCGACUAUUGGGUCUAGUCACGUAAACUCAAGUAUAAGUUCCAGUAUUCACAAUCAUACGAUACCCUAUCAAAGCCAAUCGAGUUUACAGAAGCAUUCCGUUCAGCCGGUGUUUGCGAACCGACCCUCACAUCUCGCUCCGUUUAGUGUGAGUUCUCAUAUCGCCACCAGUCACAUUCAGUCAUCGACGGCGAACCAAACCGCUGUCACGUAUGUAAGUCAUCCUGCGAACAGUCAUUCCAUUGCGAAUCACACAAGUCAUCUCGCUGUGAGCAAUUCUAGUAUGUUACCCACUUCCGCACCGAGUCAUAUAAUAAGUUCGUCUUUGUCUCUACCGUCAUCGACCCCAAACACUAUACCAAGUUAUACACCAAACUUGAAACACCCUGGCCUCGGUCUACCUCAACACGCCACGCCACUCGUGCCUCCUGUAUCCGCGCACAUAACAGUUAGUCAUUCAGAAUCACUUCCGACGACAACGUCUGCGCCGGCUAUUGUCGCCCCCGUGUCUACCAUUAGUAGUCAUCCUUUGGCACCACCCGUGGUCGACUCGCGGCAAGCGCCUGUUUCGUCGGGCGAAUUAUUGGCUCGGACGGAUACAGCGUCCGUCAGUAGCUCUCUCGCAUCUAAUGGAUACCCUCCACCUGCCAUAUACUCGGGUGGGACGUAUCCACCCUUGUAUGCACCAUAUGCUACCACACUUCAACAUAGUCCCUACCUUCCUCCUGCUGCGGCGUCCCCGAGGAACACAACAGAUACUAGAACAACUCUAUCAGCAUCGCCGCUGGUUGCGCCUAAAACGCCGAAAGGCGUGCGACCUCAUACACCUGGGUCAACAGGCACUGCGGGAGCACAGCUGUCAUACUCGCCGCGAGGUCACAGCCCGGCUCGGGAACGCGAAAGCUUCAGCAACAUCAGCAGCCUGUCUAGAAGUACCCCGGCAUCUGGCGCCAGCGCUGUGGUGUCAGGCCCGUCGUUGGCCUCUUCAUUAGUUGCGCCACUCGCCGCGCCACUGCCCGCGCCUUUACCAACUAACCUCUCGGGUCCGCUGGGGAGCGGGUUGGGCGCGCCGCUGGUGGGCACGCUUGGCACGCCGCUGGGCGCGCCGCUCGGGGCGCCACUCGGAGCUCCUUUGAGCGCCGCUUUAGGCGCGCCACUGGCAGCGCCGACGCCGACGCCCGCGGCACCCACUGCGCCGCACCUCACGCACUCGUUAGCGCCCGUACCCACCGUGCCCAGUAUCAGCUCCAGUGCCAAACCACCCGCCCAUUGGGGGGUAACCAGGGCCACUGGUGCCGAGCGCAGCGGAGGUUUCAACACGGCACCACCUUUAUUCGGCGCGCCACUGGCACCACCCAAUCCAAACCCUUUUUCCGCAGAGUCACUAUUUCAAACAAAAACGAGGCGAACAUGGCACGUUGCAGGCCCGGGCGCGGACUUGCUGCGGCGCGAGCUGGACACGCGGUUCCUGGCGGCGGCGGGUGCGGUGGCCGGCGUGCGCACCGAGCUGCACCACCACCAACACCAGCACCAGCACACGCACGUACACCAGCACCCUGCGCACGCGCCGCACGCCCCGCACGCGCCGCCCGCGCACGCGCCGCACCAUCCGCACCAGCUGCUCGUGCCGCAUGCGCCGCACGCACCCCACGCGCCCCUGUUCAAAGAUGUGAGCAAAAUGUCAUCGUUAUACCGGACGGGCCUAGGCUUGGGCUACCCGUAUUCAUCGAGUUUGCUGCACCCGACGCCACCUUACGUGCCUCCAGCGCCUCUCACCACAUACGCACCGAAGCCCGUAGUGUCGGCAGCAAGUGACACUGCUUCUAAACAACCACCACGUCCCGCGAUUGCGAAAACGGGAAAAUGGAACGCGAUGCAUGUAAGGAUCGCCUGGGAAAUCUACAAUCAUCAGCAAAAAGAAAAAGCUGGCGGCAACGUAAAUGCCGUCGUCUCCACCGCCGACAAGGACAAGUUGCGAGCGUUUCCAGGACCCGCACCACCACCGCCUCCUGCCUACCGCUCGCCUUACGAACUACCGCCUGCGCCAUACCUGCCGCAUCACCCACAUCUAGGUGUAUCUCCAUUCGCGCGAUACGGUCCUGGCGCAUAUCCGCCCGCUCCACCCGGUUUCGGCUUGUCCGCAUAUGGGCGGGACUUGGCGUUAUCGUCGUCGCUACAUGGCGUGCACCACGCGCCCACGCUUGGCGUCCUGCACGACGCGUGGCGCGCACGCCCGCCGCCUUCUGCCGCCGCUGCUGCCGAGGCGCGCCGCGACCACGAGGAGCGUGAGCGGGAACGCGCGCGCCGCGAACGUGAGGAACGCGAACGCCGAGACAGGGAAGAGCGCGAGAGACGCAAGGCGCGCGAGCAACGAGACCAACGCGACCGCGAAUUGGAACGAGCCAGGACUCGCUCGCCUCUGCGCAACGGCACCACAGAACCCCCAAAGGAAGAGCGCAAGGAGGCACCGAGACACGCACCGGCACCGUUGUCUGCGUAUCCGCCGACGCCUUGGGACCCGUACCGACCGUUCGAUCCACUGCAACACAUGCGGUUCGCACCACUGGUAGAAGCGGCCAUCCGCGCCGAGGAGGAUCGCGCCAAGAUGUUGAGCGCGUACGCGCACCACCAGCAGCUGAAGGCGAGCCCGCUGAUGCACCGCGGACUACCGCCGCACGGCGCGCACGGGGCGCACGCUGCGCACGGUGCGCACGGGCCGCACGGACCGCUGGCGCCGCUGGGCGCGCACGGCGGGCUGGCCCCGCUGGCUCCGCUGGCACCGCCACUCGCGCCACUGGCGCCGCUCGACCUGCUCAAGAAGGAGGAGCCGCGAUGAUAGUGCCGCGUCGCGUCCGCCGCUUCCCCUGCCUCCUCGGCCGCCUGCGAUGUGGACUGGCGUGAAUGACGUUGCGAGUGAAAGUACGACUCGUUUAAAGUGUAUCGUUUUUCAUUAUCGGUUUAGAGAAUUAUUUAUUGUAACGUCGCUUGCCGAUGGUCGUCGGCCGCGCGUCGGAGAGGGAGAUGCGACUUGCUAAGGUGCACUUUCUCACAUGUGCAAUAUGAAACGAGAACACUGGGGCGCCUGCUGCCGCCGCGCGCCGGCCUGUACACUACUGCUUGUUUAUUUACAUGAAAAUAUCUAUCGACUUGUUAUUGUGACCAUUAUUAGUUAAUUAUACAUGAAAUUGCUGAUUAUGUGAAGGAUAGGAUUAUCGGAAUCGCUAUCGAUAUAAUUAUACAUAUUUAUAUAUACCUAUAAAUAAAAUGUAAAUAUUAGUGUGUAAAAAUUAGUGUUAAAAUAUAGAAUCGGUUUAUUUAACGUCAUGCAAAGGAAAAAAAUCCCAUAAAUUAUUAUUGUAUCGGGAGUUUAAUUUCACUUCCGUUAAAAAUCUCAAUGGUUUUUCAAUUGUACCAGUGGAGUUUUAUUUAUUUAUUUAUACUCCCAUUAAUCAUAGAUGAACCCUGAACAUUUUCAGUUAAAUAAAGGUUGAUAUUUUGUUUUAAUGCAUUUAAAAAUAUGUGAUAUUAUUGUACUGUGAAUUAAAUUUUGUCUGACUUCAUAGUAGUGUCUAUUUCCAAAUACUUAGAUCUAAUGAUGAAUACGAUAAUGUUCAGAUUUGUAUUAUUUGAAGUAGUUAGAGUAUCAAACUAUUCCAUAUUAAAUUAUCCACCAACCUGCUGUAACACUUAAAAAGAUAGUUAAACUUGAAAUGUGCCAUUAAAUCUGCAUUGAAGGGCAUUGAGUCAGACAAAAUCGAAUUUAGUAUCUGUCUUCAUAGGCACAUCUGAUGGUUUGUGUUAUUAUUCUCAUAAAGGACAAUUCACAAGUGUACUAUAGUUUAUACAAAACCAUUCUGUAUACUAAAAAGUAAAUGAAAGCUUGGUGCGAUUCAGAAAAUACCAUUAAAACUUUUGAUUUUUAUACCAA